AUGAGCGAUGAUGACGAGGGCGAGUACAACACCAUCGCCCACGCCAGCUCCGGCAAAGGCGUGAAGCUGCUGUACUCCAAAAGCAAAGUCUAUGUCCACCCGACCCCAUCCUCCAAAGACAACAUCCCCGGAUUCAUCGCGCUCAUCCAGCAAAAGCCUGCACCAUCCAACCCCUCCACAACCACCUCCAACCGCGGUGAUGCAGCCUCGUACCUCCUCGCUUGGGUUCCGGAGUCAUCUCUAGGAGACGCAUAUAGUACAUACGUUCAGGUUGAUCUGGCUGAUGGUGAUUCUCCGCCCCGUCAGAGAUACCUUGUCCCCCCGCUGCCGACAACCACCACCCACAGAGAUCCCAUUGGGCUAUACUCCUUCGCCGUUCCCGUAUCGGAGAUAUACUCCCUCCUAGUACGACCGCCGAGCUUGGGGUGGUGGUUUGGUAGCGUCGUCAUCAAUACCCGCUCGGGCGACAGCUUCCCGGCGUUGUUCUUCCAUGACAGCGAGUGCGAGUCAACAAUACUGCAGAAAAGGAAAUUAGUCAAGGAUACAUUCGAUCCAUUCGAUCGUGAAGGCGGUCUAUUCUGGGGAGGUGACGAAGUUCUGCGGUGGUUACGGAGAUACGUGGACGUGCAGCGCUCAUCCGUCGACCGAAACGUGUAUCUGAUCAACCCGUCCGAAGAAGAUCAACUGUCAUUUGGACGGGCGGUCGUGGCUGGCGACGGGUCUGUAUCUAAGGUGCAGCCGGAAGCUUCCACCGCCGCUGUACCCAGUGGGGCCUCACAGAGAGAUGCCACUAUGGAUCCAUUCAUGAAGACCCUCAAAGAGACGCGUUGGAAGGUGCUGGAGUCACUGAGCAAGAUUACAACCUUUACGCGGCGGACCGCCAACGAGAUUGCGGAUAAUCCGCGCAUUCCACUGCAGGUGCGACGAUUGAUUCAGAACCCGGAGAUUCAGACAUUACAGGAUGAAUUCGAUAGUGCCAGGCUCUACCUAGCUAGGUGGGCUAUGAGCAUCGCCGAGCAGAGUGAGAGGGAGCGACAGCAACGUAUCUGGACAGCCCAGGAUGUGUUGGAGUCAGAAAACAGUUCUGUUGGUGAUUUCGAAAUCCUAGAGCUCGAGACUGGGAACCUGGCGCUUCAGGAACGCCGCAAGAUUCUCACUCUUCCAGAGUGGGAGGGCUUCUUUGACCCCACAUCAGGGAGGCUGCAUGUCACUGUCGAAGAAGUCAAGGAGCGUAUCUUCCAUGGAGGAUUGGACCCGAACGACGGCGCCCGGAAAGAGGCUUGGCUUUUCCUCCUCGGCGUAUACCCGUGGGACAGCAGCCUCGAGGAACGCCAGGCAAUCAUGAACUCCAAGCGCGAUGAGUACAUUCGGCUCAAAGCCGGCUGGUGGGAGCGCAUGGUCGAGGGUGAUUCGACAACGGAAGAAUUCGACCACUGGAAAGAGCAGCGCAAUCGCAUAGAGAAGGACGUCCACCGAACCGAUCGUACCAUUCCCCUGUUCGCCGGAGAGGACAUUCCCCACCCCGACCCCGACUCACCCUUUGCCGAUGUAGGCACCAACGUGCAUCUAGAGCAGAUGAAAGACAUGCUUCUUACUUACAACGAAUACAACCCGGAGCUCGGUUACGUGCAAGGAAUGAGCGAUCUCCUCGCUCCACUUUAUGCCGUCAUGCAAGAUGAUGCUGUCGCCUUUUGGGCGUUUGUGGGAUUCAUGGACCGGAUGGAGCGAAAUUUUCUCAGGGACCAGUCUGGGAUGCGCUCCCAACUGCUGGCGCUUGACCAACUAGUCCAGCUCAUGGACCCACAGCUGUACCUCCAUCUGCAGUCUGCGGACAGCACGAACUUCUUUUUCUUCUUCCGGAUGCUGUUAGUCUGGUACAAGCGAGAGUUUGAAUGGGGCGAUACUCUCCGGUUAUGGGAAACCCUCUGGACAGACUACUUCUCCAGCAGCUUCCAUCUCUUCAUUGCCCUCGCCAUACUAGAGAAGCACCGGGACGUGAUCAUGGACCACCUCAAGCAUUUUGAUGAAGUGCUGAAGUACAUCAACGAGCUAUCGAACACAAUGGAACUCGUCCCUCUCCUCACUCGCGCCGAGUCACUCUUCCGUCGCUUCGAGCGCUCCGUCCAAGCCAUCGACAAGAAAGACAAUUUCCCCGCUGCGCCGACUGCCCAUCAACGCCGACCUGGAACAAGCAGCCCAGACUCUUCUGCUACGGGCAAAGGAAAAUCACCACAGCGGCCCACUGCGGGGUCUAGUAGCGGUGUCAACGCCCCUUCAUCACUCCAGCAAGUAAUGGACAAGGACAAGCCGAAGGUUAUAUCCCCCGAGCUACGCCAGUUGCUCAGCAAGGACAUCCCCUGGAAAGGGCAGCAAGCAUCUUAG
Molecule: messenger RNA, 2382 nt
Organism: Penicillium cinerascens
Lineage: Eukaryota; Fungi; Ascomycota; Eurotiomycetes; Eurotiales; Aspergillaceae
Product: GTPase-activating protein GYP7
Exons: 5
Coding region: 1-2382 (793 amino acids)
Biological process (GO): activation of GTPase activity
Molecular function (GO): GTPase activator activity
Source: RefSeq, a predicted model, not a curated record